Messenger RNA from Penicillium diatomitis, 1215 nucleotides. Its product is annotated as putative malic acid transport protein. Lineage: Eukaryota; Fungi; Ascomycota; Eurotiomycetes; Eurotiales; Aspergillaceae. Gene Ontology annotation, biological process: sulfite transmembrane transport; transmembrane transport. Bases 1 to 1215 code for a protein of 404 amino acids. Gene Ontology annotation, molecular function: sulfite transmembrane transporter activity. The record is from RefSeq and is a predicted model, not a curated record. The transcript has 2 exons. Gene Ontology annotation, cellular component: plasma membrane.
AUGCCAUCUCAUGGGCAGGUAGCCCUCGAAAAUGAGGCUCACGAAAGGAAAGACGCGGAGUUGGGCACUGAGCGACAACCACAACGCGCAUUCUCACGCGCAGUAUGGAAUUUCUCUUCGCAAUGGUUCUUGGUCCCUCAAGGAACCGGGGUGAUCGCGGUGAUCCUGCAUCAACUGGAUUAUCAGUUUCGAGGACUCGAGAUCAUCUCUGUGAUCAUCUGGAUCUACACAAUUGUAUUGCUGGCCGUGGGACUGCUACUCUACUUGCUCCGGAUCUGCUUGUUUCCUCGACACGUUGCGCACGAGAUUCGCGCGAACAUGAGUGAAAUUGCCUGUCUCUCGAGCAUAUCCAUCACCUUCACGACGAUCAUCCAGAUGACUGCUUUGGUACUCGUGAAAUACUGGGGUCCCGCUUGGGGAAUUGUCGCAUAUGUCCUGUGGUGGAUCACCACCUCAAUGGCAGUGAUCGCGGUCAUGGUGAUCCCUUACGUGUUUGUCAAAGUGCAAUCGCCCGGAAUCAAAUCAGUCACACCCGUCAUCCUCCUCCCACUCAUCUCAGCCUUGACGUCUGCCGCCGGCGGAGGCGUCGUCUGCCGAUAUGGCGCACUAAGCGACCGGCUUCAAGUCCCCAUCCUCGUGGUCUCCUAUCUCGAAGUCGGCCUGGGACUUGCGCUGGCCAUGGCAUUCAAUGACGUCUUCGUCACGAGACUCUUCGAUCGGUCCUUCCCAUCUCUCGAAAAAAUCUAUCAGGACAUGAUUCUAUGCGGACCGUUCGGACAAGGAAGUUUCGCCUUGCAAAUUCUGGGCUAUGUCGUCGCCCACGGCCGCUUCGCCGAGUAUAACAGCGGUACAUUCUUGACUGCCGAGGCAGCGAAACCGGUGGCUUUUGCGAGCCAAUUCCUGGGUCUUCUUGUCUGGGGGUAUGGGACGUUUUGGUUCAUUUUUGCUUGUAUCAGCAUUGUACACACGUUUCUGUCCCAGCCGGGAGGCAUCAGAAAGUCGCAUUUCACGCUCUCCGCCUGGGCGUUGGUUUUCCCGAUCGGUGUUUAUACCAAUGCCGCCGUCCAAUUGGGCUCGAUCAUGGACUCUACGGCCUUCAAAGUGUCGUCCACUAUGCUCACCAUUUUAUUGCUCAUAGUUUGGAUUGUGAAUCACAUCUUCACUAUCAAGAAUCUUUUCGGCGGAAAGCUGUUGGGUCUACGACACUCGGCCUAA